Messenger RNA from Helianthus annuus (common sunflower), 908 nucleotides. Its product is annotated as probable prefoldin subunit 3. Bases 118 to 696 code for a protein of 192 amino acids. The record is from RefSeq and is a predicted model, not a curated record. NCBI's taxonomy places the organism in Eukaryota, Viridiplantae, Streptophyta, Magnoliopsida, Asterales, Asteraceae. Gene Ontology annotation, biological process: protein folding; tubulin complex assembly; microtubule-based process. Gene Ontology annotation, molecular function: tubulin binding. Gene Ontology annotation, cellular component: cytoplasm; prefoldin complex. The transcript has 6 exons.
UAAUGUAAACAUUUAUAAAAAAAACCCCACUGCCCCAGUCGAACACAUUGAGCUUCCUUCCCCUUGGUCUUCUGUGUAUAUUUCAUUAUUUGAAUCAAUAACCUUUCCAAACGAAAAAUGGCUACAUCAUCGCCGCCGCAGAUCGGCAGUGAAGUGGUGGCCGAACGGCGGGGAAUACCGGCGGCAUCUUUCGUCAAAGAUGUGCAAGCUUAUUUGAAUCAAUUAGGGCUCGAUGUUAACAAUACACUCGCCUUUCUUCAAGAAAGGCUUCAGCAAUACAAAGUGGUUGAGAUGAAACUUCUUGCCCAGCAGAGAGAUCUUCAGGCGAAGAUUCCAGAUAUCGAGAAGUGCUUAGACGUUGUUGCUACUUUACAAGCUAAGAAAGACAGUGAUGAGGCAUUGCUUACAGAUUUUGAAGUAUCUGAAGGCAUCUAUGCCCGGGCCCGGAUCGAGAAUGCAGAUUCUGUGUGCUUAUGGUUGGGAGCAAACGUAAUGCUAGAGUACUCAUGUGAAGAGGCCACUACUCUGCUCCAGAACAACCUUGAGAAUGCAAAAGCCAGUUUAGAAGUACUAGUUGCUGAUCUACAGUUCUUAAGAGAUCAAGUUACCAUUACACAGGUAACGAUUGCUCGGGUCUACAAUUGGGAUGUCCAUCAACGAAGAGUUAAAAGCACUUCUUCCUCACAAGAUUCAUGAGAAAAACAAAUAGAAAGAGGUGUUUAAGGUUGUUAUCAAUUUAGGUAAACUUCUUUCAUUAAACUUUCUGCAGUGUUUAUGAAUUUUGGUAUCAUUUCAGCAUAUUGGUUUGUUGCUAUGUAGCCCUUGUGUAACAUUAAUGUUUGAUUAUACUGAAGAAUUGUUUUGUGGCUAUUUGCAUCCACAUCUUAUCUGAUAUUCAUUAUUGAAUA